Messenger RNA from Ostrea edulis (European flat oyster), 6976 nucleotides. Its product is annotated as serine-rich adhesin for platelets-like. The record is from RefSeq and is a predicted model, not a curated record. The coding region runs from base 78 to 5435 and encodes 1785 amino acids. The transcript has 27 exons. NCBI's taxonomy places the organism in Eukaryota, Metazoa, Mollusca, Bivalvia, Ostreida, Ostreidae. Gene Ontology annotation, molecular function: calcium ion binding.
CGUUUUCCAAUGUCUAUAGACGGUGGCUUUGUCUAUAGACGGUGGCUUUUAAAGGUGGAUCCUAAAGUGCUCAGAGAAUGAAACCAUUUGUUGAAUUGCUUAUUUUUCUAGUGAUAACAAUUGUAAAUUCAUAUUCAGACAACACUCGAGAUUUACGUGAGUCUACAUCGUACAAUAUUACUGCAAAUACGAAGCUGUCCGGAGCUGGCGAAACUUUUCCCUUGAAACAUUAUGUAUCAACUUCUAGCAAAACACGAGAACAUUUUGCAUUUGCAAAACACCUUGUGGUCAAAAGGGACACUUUCGGAAAAUUCGGAAAAGGUUUCGUUGUUGGAACCAUUCUCGGAGGACCCGUUGGUGGAAUUGUGGGUGGACUACUUUGUGUAAUCUUCUGUUCUGAUCCUCCUCCUCCAAAUAAUCCGCCAAGCUUUGAUUCCUGCUAUGGUCCAGAGGACCAACUUGCUGAUUCAGAACAAACAUCAACUGCUGUUUCAUGGCCCACUCCUUCCGCCUCGGAUCCGGAAGAUGGAUCUAUACCCACGUCAUUAGUACAAGGAAGCCCACCCGGAAGUGUCUUCGAGCGUGGAUCACACACUAUUAUAUAUGCAGCAUCGGACAGUAAAGGCGCCUCCACUCACUGUUAUUUCUCUUUCAAGGUGACAGUGAUUACUUGUGAUCCUAUCGUAUGGCCGUUGAAUGGAUAUGUUCGAUGUGACAAACCGGAAUUCAUCUACGGAUCCAAAUGCUCUGUGUACUGUUUCGAAGGGUAUGAAAUGGUGUCUAAUUCUACAGUGGAAACAAAUCGAAUCAUGUGCAGCAAAACAAGUGACAAUCAGCCAACUUUGGAUAAAACUGUCCCACAAUGUCAUGCGAUUACCUGUCCGGCGAACGCCUCCGCCCUAAACCCAGAAAACGGACAAGCUGUAUGUACACACAGCAACCACAAGUAUGACAGUGCUUGUAUAACUCAGUGCAACAGCGGGUACAGCUUAUCAUCUAGCCAGCUGUUUACAUUUUGUCAAUUUGACAAACAGUGGUCUUCUGCACUCCCAAAUUGUAAAGAUAGCGAAUCACCCGAGAUGAGCAACUGUCCAAGUACAAUAUUUGCAUAUACCGAUCGAAACAGCCAAUUCACAGUUGUUAACUGGUUGGAACCGACUGCGACAGACAACAGUGGAUCUGUAGAUGUAUCGAGGACGAAAGGACCCGCUCCAGGGUCCACCUUUCCUCUUGGAUUAACGGAGAUUAAGUACCAGGCCAAAGAUGAUGAAGGGAAUGUGUCUCCAGAAUGUGUUUUCUUCGUCAAUGUAGAAGACAUUCGCUGUGAUCCACCAUUAAUCGUGGACAAAUAUCUGUUUUAUCAAUGUCCAGAUGGUUACACGUUUGGCUCCACCUGCCAAUUGAACUGCAUGGGAAGUUUUCCUCUUAUUGGUAAUGACACGAUCACAUGUGAAAGAAAUGAGAGUUACACCCCGCCCCGUGGGUACUGGAAUAUGGAUGACGUCGAGCCAUUUUGCCAAAAAAAUCCCUGCGAUAAACUUCCGCCACCAGAAAAUGGCGCAAUUAUAUGUGACACCUGGUUAUUUGGAAUGCAAUGCCAAAUGCAGUGUUCCGAUAAGUAUGACAUACCAUAUGGUGCAGUGGGCUCCAAUGGCGUUCCAUUUACUGGACGCUUUACCUGUUCUGAAUCUAAAGGAGAGUAUACACCAUCUAAUACAGUGCCCGGAUGUACACAACUCCGUAGACCCGGAAUGACUACUUUAAUCGGAGAAUUCUUUUAUUACACCGGUGACUGUAACGAUCCUACUGUUUUGGACGAAAUCAAACAUAAUUUCAUCAAUCAGAUGCAACUCCUUGAAGCCCAAGGAUGGAAUGGUGUGUGUCCAUCACAAAUUGACUGCAAUGUCAAUAAUACAGAGGUCACGUGUGGUCCUGUAAACGGUAAGAAGAAGCGUGACGUUUUUAAUAUCCUCCGGGGAAAAAGAAGUACCCAUGAGAUACGGGUUGAGGUAACAAUGACAACAACAUGGUACGAUUUUAAUUCAACUGGAGCAACAACCUUCUAUUUCCUUGAAGACGUCCAAAAGAACAUGUUCAACGUAAUAAAAUCGGUUGCGUCCAGUGGUGAUCUAACCGUUGGAGGUAUGGUUCCAGACACUAACAGUUUUGCAAUUGGGUGGAGUGAUCCGAAUUGCCCGGAGGGAUCCAUCGUGAGGUGGUCAACAUUGACAUGUGUUCCAUGUGCUCCCGGAACAUACCUUGACAAGUCAGAUCCAAUAAAUCCAACGUGUAGAAAUUGUCCGGUAGCCACAUUCAAAGAUAACGAUGUUGAUACUAGUUGUACUCCAUGCCCGACAGGGACAUCAACAUUGACCACUGGGUCUGAAAACACCACUGAUUGUUUACGAAAAUGCAAACCUGGGGAGUAUUCAACCACUGGUCUAGAGCCCUGCCACCUAUGUCCACAGUCAACCUAUCAAAAUGUAGAAAAUUCCACGACAUGCAUAGAGUGUCCGGCUGGUCACGCCACGACCUACCCAGGAAGUACUACCUCUAGUAACUGUUCAUAUUUUGACAUAGUGCUUUCUACAGCUAACUCUGUAGUGUUAUUUGAAAAUCCCUCUUCCGAUCAAUCUACAGCAUUUUCUUUGAUGACAUGGAUUUUUCCUUCUCUGACGAAGACUAACUUUAGCUUGUUUCAAGUCGAUUCGGCAACGGUUUCAAUUAACGUACACUACACAGAUAAAUUGGUUGUGAACAUUAACAGCAACAUUGUUGAUGUUGGUGUUACAUUUUCGCCAAAUUUAUGGUCACAUCUUGCUGCCCGUGUCAACUCCGUAACGUCAUCAAUGGAUAUAUUUGUAAAUGGUGUCCCCGUGUUCCAAACGUCUAUUUCUGGAUAUGUAGUGGUCGGAACUUCAAUAAUUGACAAUACGUCCAAACUAAGCUUGGGAUUAUAUGAAGACUCCAAGACAGGUUACUCAUUGUCGGGAUAUCAAAUUGAGUUCACUGCAUUAUCUGAUACUGACAUUGUUAAUAUUGCCAACAAGUCUUGUCAGAUUACGAGAACACAGGCGCAAAUUACAAUGGACGAUUUGAAAAAUAUUACCAACGUAUUUGGGAACAAGAUUACACUUCAAAGUCCGAGCCUGUGUGAUAAUAUAGAUCAGUGCAUUCCAAAUCCCUGCAAUGGUCAUAGAUGUCAAGACAAAGCGAACGGCUACAAAUGUUUGUGUUCCAGUGGAUAUCAUGGAGAAAACUGCCAAAAUCAACCAGACUACUGCAGAUACAAUCCAUGUAAAAAUGGAGGCGUGUGUGCCACUACCGAAUUUAAUUUUACUUGCACAUGUCAGGAUGGAUAUAGAGGAGGAAUAUGCGAAAUCGAAACAGUUAAUGGUGGAUGGAGCGCCUGGGGGUCGUACAGUGAAUGUUCAGCGUCUUGUGGAGGGGGGCAUAAAUCGCGAUCUCGUCUUUGCAAUAGCCCAGUUCCAGAUCCCGAUGGCAUUCCCUGCAAUUCAACAGAAUCUAAUGAGACGAUAGAGUGCAAUACUGAUGCAUGCCCAAGUUGUCCCUCCAUAAAGAGAGGAUUUGGAAAUGUCCUCAACUGCACAGACACGACAGAUUCACACAGGUUAUGUACUGUGAGAUGUCGAAAUGAUUUAACGUUCAUGUCAGGAAAUUUACCCCUGUCUGUGUAUAUCUGUGGAAGAAAUACAUCGUACGUAUGGAACGAUGACCCGCCUUCCUGUGGAAGAAUAUUCAGUCCUUCUAGGAUAUCGAUAGUUUCCACUGCAAGAUACAGGACCUCCAUUCCGUGUGUCAGUGCGUCCACUGCUGCUGCCAAUCUUAAGAGUAGUAUGGAACAUAACCUUCAAUGUUCAAUGAACCGUACCUGUUCAGUUGAUGUAAACGUCCCAGGUUGCUUGGCAUCAGGUCGCCGACGACGACGCUCGACAACAUCCGACACACAGACAAUCACAUUGUCGUACAAUCUUACUGCUGGGGACAACCUAGACUUACAAGUGUUUUAUGAAUCCAAUACUGUGAGCCAAAACCUCCAGGAUUUACUUUUGGGUGUGUCGGAGCUAGAAGCAUCAGCAAGUCAAAUCAAUAGUUCGCAUAGUAUUUUGUUGUUUGAAUUGAAUGGGGUACAAUAUACAUCAGAAGCAGUGUCAACAGAGGCCAUCGUAGAAUGUUCUACUGGGCAGGGCAGACAGGAGGCGUUUUGCAUCGUCUGUCCACCAGGUACGCAUGCUCAAUCGAAUUCAUGCUCACUGUGUCCUUCGGGUUCGUAUCAAGACGAGGAUGGUCAAACAUCUUGUAAGCCAUGCCCAGAGGGAUUGACAUCGCCAACAGAAGGCAGUCAGAAUAUCUCAGAUUGUUCAGUACUUGCAGAAUCAACAAGUGCUACAUCCCUUACCUCGACAACUACGGAUUCUCCAUUAACAACGUUACGGGAAACAACAACGCCUUCUAAAACAACGACACUAACAAGCAUGCAUUCUCCAUUAUCUACGACAUUUGCAACAGCUACAACUUCUCCAUCAACAGAAAUAUCAUCAACAACAAUGAUUUUUCUACCAACAUCAGCAACCACGUCUCUUAUUUUAACAACCACGCCUUCUCAAUCAACAACAAUGUCCUCAACAACCACGCAUUCUCCAUCAAAAACGACGCCUUCUUCAUCAACAACAUCAACAACCACGCCUUCUCCAUCAACAACACCAUCAACCACGCCUUCUUCAUCAACACCAACAACCACGCCUUAUGCAUCAACAACAUCAACAACCACGUCUUCUCCAUCAACAACGACGCCUUCUUCAACAACAUCAACAACCACGUCUUCUCCAUCAACAACGACGCCUUCUUCAUCAACAACAUCAACAACCACGUCUUCAUCAACAACGACGCCUUCUCCAUCAACAACACCAACAACCACGCCUUAUGCAUCAACAUCAACAACCACGUCUUAUGCAUCAACAAUGACACCUUCUCCAUCAACAACGACACCGUCAUCAACCACGGUUUCUGUAUCAACAACUACACUAUCAGCAACCAAUUUGCUUUCAUUAUCAAGAACACCAGUGACAUCAAUAUCAUCUAAUAUGCCUGAUACAACACUUGAAUCAACUUAUGCACCAACAAAAACAAUAAAUUCAAAGAGAACAUUUCAGGAAGAUGAACGUACAACAGCUCUUGCAGUUAUAAUUACGUGUACGAUAAUUGUAAUCGUGGUAUCAACAAGUGCACUGAGUAUACUGGUAUAUAAAAAAUGGCAGAGAGCUCGACAUCGAAUGAAUCCAAACUUGGUAGGAAGUUGGGUAAGCCUAAAUAUGGUGAAACCACAACGUCUUGGCAUGCCCUCAAAGCCAAUCUUCAACAAAAAAUUGCCGUUCAGUGACCAAGAAAACUGGCUUUCAAAGCCAGAAAUAUAACGCAUGAUAGGACAUGUAAUUAAACACUGAGUGUUUCAUUGAUGAAUUGUGUCCCUCAUGCAGUUAGGGCUUUGUGUUUUGAGAGUAUAAUGAGCAUGUGCAUGUAUAAUGUAUAAGUGUGAAAAUCCAAAAGCAAACACUCACGCGCAUUUAAAUAUGCACAUGUAUGGAUGAUUCUCAGUGACCAAAUCAGAAUCAUGUUCAACUCAAUUCAAUUUCCAUGGACUAAGUUGUAUGAUUUUCUAUGCACCUGUUUUGUUACUUAACCUUAUUCUUAUGUAGUAUGUAUUCUCCUUCAACUCCUCGAAUCAAUUUUGGACUCGUACAUAGUGUGCAAGUUAGAAUAAUGAUUGUCGUUUCAUGUAAUGCUCAUAAAGCCCUUAUAAGUUUUUCUUAUUUAUCAAAACAUGCUAAAUUGAAAACAAAAUAUAUUUGUGUGAUGAUACUGUUUACAUUUAACGAAAAAUAUAUUUCUGUUUUUCAGUUUAGAUUUGAUUAUGAAUUAUUUUUCAGUGGAAGUUUUCUAUUUUGUCUUUUGGGUAUCAAAGAAAGAUGAAUGUGUAAUGCGGCUCAGAUAAAAAGUUCCUCGCAAUAUAUUCAUGCGCACUUUGCCUGAUGACGUAGGAAUCUGAACUAAGUUCAACUACCAAAAGUAAAACAAACAAACCUCUACUUACAUUCAAGAAUUGCAGCAAUUAUGAUUGGCUCUUUUGUUUCAUGCACUACUAUUUGAUGUUCCGUGUGUAACGAAUAUUGUACAACUUCUUUAUGCAUGCAUGCAUCAUCUCUAGUAUCUGAUGAUACAUAAAUCCACACUAUGAUUGUGAAGAUAGCAUACAUGAUAUGUUGGAUGAAUACCCCAUUAUAUCCAUAUCUCUAAUUGUUUAUGUAUGUAUUACGAUUCCGAAUUUCCUCUACGAAACGAACCCAUUUACACCCAUCCAUAUUACAAAUGGAUGAAAUAAUAACGUAAACUUACCUAUUUCUAUAAAGGCAUCAUUCUAGGACUUUAUUCACCCAUCCGUAAAAUAUAACACCUUAUAAUUGCUGUAUAAGAGCCCCUUUUUCAUUAUGAGCAUUUUGUGUACUUCCCUUCGAAUAUGGCGCCAAUUCGUUCGGUAGCGUACGAUUUGCGCGUGGUUAAGUUCGGCCCUGCCAGACGUUAGGUAUGUAAACGCUGGCAGAGAGGAGAUCGGGUAGUACCAUCAUGGAGCCAUCAGAGCCCACAAGAAUGGUAAUUAUUUUAUAGAUAUAACCCGAGUAUAUAGGUUGGGUAAGUCUGAUGCCAUUUCAUACCCAGUACAUUUGGGUCCCCCAUCAGUAUUCCAUUCAGUUUAGACACGUUGGGUAAAUUCCCAACGUCAUUGGGUAUAUGUAGUUUUGUUGGGUAAAUUCCCAACGUCAUUGGGUAAAUUUUAUACCCACAGAAGAUACAAAUCAUUAUAUGUAAUAUAUGAAUGCUAUUUCAUGUUUGAUAUAUUUCAUGCAUUUACAAUAAUUAGUAAAUUAAUUCCAAUCUAAUAAAUUCAUAGAAAAUCCAA